Molecule: messenger RNA, 2575 nt
Organism: Xylaria bambusicola
Lineage: Eukaryota; Fungi; Ascomycota; Sordariomycetes; Xylariales; Xylariaceae
Exons: 1
Coding region: 304-2217 (637 amino acids)
Source: RefSeq, a predicted model, not a curated record
CGCGUCGCUUCGCUUCUAAAACUUUUCCCACCGCGAUUAGCACUGAGUCACUGCAAUAAUCAGCAGUUCCUUACUGUAGUACGAAGUGUGAUGUAUACUUAAGCCUCUGACUAUAUAUAUCAGUAGAUCUCCCAGACCUUCUUCAGUCCGAUCCUUCUCUCUUGAUGCUAAGGCAUACGCUUCUUCUACUUGUCUUGCACGCGUCUCCUGUUCUUUAACAAUUCCCGAUCUUCCGCGCCCUCAAUUAUAUAUAGAACAGGUAUUAUAGCCAGAUUCAUUCGGAAUCUUUUUGCGCUUACGCUUAUGUCUCAUGACACGCCAACAAUGGCUGACAAAGACGACGAUUCCGGGAUGAAGCUGCGUGAGAUCAGCAGAUGCCACAAAAAGCCCAUCGUGAGACUUCUUCUCGACAUCCAAAAUUCCCAAAAGCCACAAGUAAAGGAUAUCGGGUUUCUGAAGCAUCUUGAAUGUUUUAUAUUUGAUGAGAAGAAUGAGCAGCGAUUGCGUCGGACCUGGAUUAACGUAUUUGAGGAGACGAACUAUGUCGCGCUAUCAUAUACUUGGAAUCCAUCCAACUAUGAAUGCAAAAACGAUCACGGUUAUAGGAUCCAGAAUAGGACAAGAGAUAAAUUUUUCUCAUCUCCAGUUCGGAAUUGCGUCUUUCAGCGCAUUAUGGAAUACAUGCGGGCUAUGGGGGUUGACUGCCUCUGGAUUGACAGGCACAGCAUCCCGCAAAAGGAAAAAGAGUCCCCUAAGAAACAAAAAGCCUUACAGUGUAUGGACUUGGUCUAUAAACUGAGCAAACAUCCCGUCGCAUUACUAGGCCGGGAGUUAGUGCCAGAUCGAGAAUUGACACUGCUAUACGAUGCUCUAACGGGGAGACUCGUCAUACGGAAAAAGAUGACCGAGGAACAGCACCGCAAGGUCAUUGAAACGCUGCAGUUGUUAUAUGAAAUCACAAAUGAUCUCUGGUGGCAACGAGCCUGGACAUUUCAGGAGAAUUACAGGGGAGGCGCAAAGAUGACCUUGCUCAUUCAUCAUCUACCAUCUGACGAAACAAGCAAAAUGGAAUAUGGAAUAUUUGGGGAGAUCCCAGGCGAGUUGAGUAUUAACUCAUCAGACUUUUCCAAGAAAGUGACAAGUCUCUGCCGGGAUAUCCAAAACACUCUGCCUCUGGUGGAAAAAAGGGAAAAGAUGAUUGAAUCGAUAUUGAGUGCGGCAGGAAGGUACACUACCCUACUGGACGAGUCACAGACUAUGUCUCCCACGAUCAUUGCGGACGUCGAGAAAAGAGGGGUUAAACAUGUUUGGGAUAGGCUUCCCAUCGUUGCCAAUUGUUGCAGCUAUCCUGUGCGGAUGGACAUUGAAAACCUGCGAAAGAGCCGACAUAGUGUCAGCUUAUCAAUGUUGACUAUGUGUCUUUUGAACGGCGAGAUUCUCAAUAAUGCGCUUUCAAACACGCAUAUAUCACUGGACACCACGACCUCGGUGUUUCUGAAGAAUCAGUUCUUCGACAAGAUAUCGUCUCCAGGAGAGGAAAAGAGCCUUACUUUCAACAAGGGCUGUCGGUUUAUCAAUGUGAAGCUGACUGAAAGCGGUAUUUUGACUUAUGGGCAUCUCUGGGAGAUGAAUCGCAAUAGGAAUCGCGUUAUCCGUACGGAUCAGUUCAGUAGGCGGCUCCCGUGGGUACAAAAUCCAGCGGGAGAUCUGACACGAACAGAACAUCAACACCUCACUCAACUCUGUCGACAGCUGAGGAACUUUCCUGACAGUAAAUUUCUUGCAUGUUCCAUUAAAACUUACUUGAAGAGAGAUGCAAGUGGAAACCCAGGUUUCAACUCCGGGGAGAAUUAUAUGCGUAUGAUGAUGAUAGAGGUGGCUUCGGCGAUUGAGGACGGGAAGAGAUUAGUGCUGGGACGUCUCAGUCAUUCGCGCGAGUACACGGCUAUCUUCGUCUGUUCGGGCAACACCACACCGCAUUUCAUCUUCACUUCCUCCCAACAUAGGCGUCUUGGAACUGAGAACCACAUCGUCGACGAUACAGACCGCCAUGUUUCUCUCGUGGUCGAUCGCCAGCUUGAGGCAGAAGAUAAUUUUGGAAAUCUGCCACAUUUAUAUGUCAAACGUUGGGUUUCGGGGAUUUCCUUUUUUGUGGGAUGCCGGAGGGAGAAGGUUAUUUUUCCAUGGCCUCAGGUUUUAAUGAAUGCUGUGCGAUAGGUAUUUGGUAGUAUGAAGCACUGUUACUCCUGUUGUAAUGACGGAUAACACGGGAUUGGCUGAAAUUAACGAUUUCCUGAAUAAAAAAUAACUUGAUUGGGUUCUUUGAGCUCCCGAUAGCCACAUCACAGACGAAAUUCUUUGCCCUGUAAAAGGGUCAUCAUAGGGAUUAAUCAGUACGACUUAUUGUGAGUCUUAAUUAUUAGUUCUAAGCCCGGGAUUUCUGUUGUUGUUAUAUACAAGAUAUACCAGGAUUAUAUUCUUUUUCGGCGGUCUGAACCAUCUACUUCGAUAGCUUCCCUAUCCAAUAGCUUAGAGUAAUUCUACUGCAGGUACCGCUAAUUCCGAAGUCUUUGAU